Salvelinus namaycush (lake trout) is the source of this 648-nucleotide messenger RNA. Its product is annotated as claudin-4-like. The record is from RefSeq and is a predicted model, not a curated record. Gene Ontology annotation, biological process: cell adhesion; bicellular tight junction assembly. Gene Ontology annotation, cellular component: bicellular tight junction; plasma membrane. Lineage: Eukaryota; Metazoa; Chordata; Actinopteri; Salmoniformes; Salmonidae. Gene Ontology annotation, molecular function: structural molecule activity. The transcript has a single exon. Bases 1 to 648 code for a protein of 215 amino acids.
AUGGUGUCGGCUGGGCUACAGAUGCUGGGCACUGCCUUGGGGAUCAUAGGCUGGAUUGGGACCAUCAUUGUUUGUGCCAUGCCCAUGUGGAGGGUUACCGCCUUCAUCGGCAGUAACAUAGUCACCUCGCAGACCUCCUGGGAAGGUAUCUGGAUGAGCUGCGUGGUCCAGAGCACGGGCCAGAUGCAGUGUAAGGUCUACGACUCCAUGCUGGCCUUGAGCUCUGACCUACAGGCCGCCAGAGCUCUGACCAUCAUUGCCAUCCUCGCCGGCAUUAUUGCCAUUCUGCUGGCCGUAGCCGGGGGCAAGUGCACCAACUGUGUGGAUAACGAGGCGGCCAAGGCUAAAGUGGGUGUGGCAUCCGGGGUGGUGUUCAUCAUUGCCGGAGUUCUGUGCCUGAUCCCUGUCUGCUGGACGGCCCACAGCAUCAUCCAGGACUUCUACAACCCGCUCCUGGUAAGCGCUCAGAAGAGGGAGCUAGGGGGAGCGCUCUACGUGGGCUGGGGGGCCGCUGCCCUGCUGCUGAUUGGAGGGGGUUUGCUCUGCUGCAACUGCCCCAAGAAGGAUGAGGGUUCCUACACCGCCAGGUACAACAAGGCUCCUCGCUCCGAGACCUCAGCAACGACCACUGGAAAGGACUUUGUCUGA